Molecule: messenger RNA, 837 nt
Organism: Dibothriocephalus latus
Lineage: Eukaryota; Metazoa; Platyhelminthes; Cestoda; Diphyllobothriidea; Diphyllobothriidae
Source: the annotation of a GenBank genome assembly
AUGGAACGUGGUAUUGGUGCUGUAAAAUCCGUCUUCGUAGUCAUUUCCGGAAAGGGAGGGGUGGGCAAGUCAACCGUCGCCUGUCAGCUGGCCAUCGGACUGGCACAGAAGAACCUUCGUGUAGGACUCUUAGAUGUUGAUCUGUGUGGUCCAUCUAUUCCCCGAAUUCUGGGCUUGGAGAAUGCGCAGGUUGACCAGUGCUCAACAGGCUGGCUCCCGAUCAUUGCUGAUAUAACCACAAAUAACCUCCUAGUUAUGUCCAUCGGCUUUCUCUUGCCCGACAAGAACUCUGCCGUCGUCUGGCGAGGCCCCAAAAAGACCUCCAUGAUCGACCAGCUUCUGGGCAGUGUGUGCUGGGGGUCACUAGAUGCCCUGAUAAUUGAUACCCCACCAGGAACUUCGGAUGAACACUUAGCUGUCGUGGAGAAGGUUAGAGAAUUCGCGCAAGAUCGUCUAAAAGGUUGCAUUAUGGUCACUACUCCACAGGUCAGUUUUGCUGCCUCCCGUCACUACGUUUUAACUUUCAUUCAGCGCGUGGCCCUUUGUGACGUUCGUAGGCAACUCUCCUUCUGCGAAAAGCUUCAAUUGCCGAUAGUCGGCCUUGUAGAGAACAUGAGUGGUGUAGAAUGCCCCAACUGCAACGAAGUCGUCAACCUCUUCUCUUCCGGCGGUGGCGAAGCCUUGGCUGCUGCGAAGGGCGUCAAUUUUCUCGGACGCCUACCACUGAAUCCACGAGUUACAGCCCUCUCCGACUCCGCUGACACUUUCUCAGCCAAAUCAGAACUUUCCAAGUAUGCCGUGCCAUUGAUUGCUACGGUUGCUGCUCUUUGUUCCUGA